Lindgomyces ingoldianus is the source of this 1897-nucleotide messenger RNA. RefSeq names its product alpha/beta-hydrolase. Gene Ontology annotation, biological process: proteolysis. NCBI's taxonomy places the organism in Eukaryota, Fungi, Ascomycota, Dothideomycetes, Pleosporales, Lindgomycetaceae. Gene Ontology annotation, molecular function: serine-type carboxypeptidase activity. The record is from RefSeq and is a predicted model, not a curated record. The transcript has 6 exons. Bases 183 to 1847 code for a protein of 554 amino acids.
CGAAAUGGGAUUCAGGCAAUUCUCCUUCUGUUCCUGGUAAAAAGCUCUAGAAUCCUGCAGGCGCGGCUCAACAUCCAUGGUCAAUUCCGUCAUCCGUAGAGCGUCUUCAAAUAAAGCUCGUCAACAUCUAAUCUACCGCUCUUUUGUCUUGUUGACUUCUCUAGCCCAUUCAAUUGUGCAUCAUGAAGCUCGUCCUGGCUUUUUUCAGCGCUCUUUUGUGUAUUGACUCUGUUAUUGGGGGAAACCUACCUCACAAGCGGAAUGUUUUUAAUAAAGCCCGACCACAAGUCGAAAGAAGCCUCCCCAAUCACCGAUUCCGAAAUCCUGAGCUUCAGAAGAGAGCUUCACGAUGGCUCACAGACAAGACUCAGGAAUUUGCGGUGAAUGGUACAGGCAUUCCAGAAGUCCCGUUUGACAUUGGAGAGUCAUACGCUGGCCUCCUGCCAGUUUCAGAUGACCCCGAUGAGACUCGAAAGCUGUUUUUCUGGUUCUUUCCAUCCACCAACGCACUCGAACCAGAAGAGAUUGUUAUAUGGCUUAAUGGUGGCCCGGGAUGCUCUUCCCUCAGCGGUCUCCUAACGGAAAACGGUCCUUUUACCUGGGAAGCCGGGACCCUCGCACCUGUUCAAAAUCCCUACUCAUGGACCAACCUCACCAACAUGAUCUGGGUUGAGCAACCGGUGGGAGUAGGCUACAGCCAAGGUGUUCCCAACAUCACCAACGAAGUCGAGCUCGCGACUGAAUUUCGUGGCUUCUACAAGUCAUUCGUUGAUACUUUUGAUGUUCACAAUUGGGAUGUUUAUGUUACUGGAGAGAGUUACGCUGGAUAUUAUGUGCCGUAUAUUGCCGAUGGGUUUAUUCAGGCGAACGAUACCGAGUAUUUUAAUUUAGCUGGUAUCUCGAUCAACGACCCGAUUAUUGGGGAUGAGACAGUUCAGCAGCAAGUGGUUAUUCUUCCAUUCAUCGAAUACUGGCAACGCCUCACGUAUCUAAACGAUACUUUCAUGGAGCAGAUGCGCGAACGUCAGGCGUUCUGCAACUUUACUGACUACUACGAUACCUACUUUAAAUUUCCUCCACCACCAGGACCAUUCCCAGUCCCGCCGGACCCUUACAAUUCAGAGAACUAUACCUGCGACAUGUUCGACAACUUUUACAGCGCCCUGUUGGAGGUCAACCCAUGUUUCAACAUCUACCACAUUACCGAAACCUGCCCUCACCCCUUCUCUCAACUCGGCAUAAUCAACACAGGCGACUACCAAGCUCCAGGCGCACAAGUCUACUUCAACCGAACCGAUGUGCAAGAAGCGCUCCACGCCGUUGUCGGUACAAACUGGAUGCAAUGCACCGACAUCAACGUCUUCGGCGCGGGCAACAACACCGACCCAAGUCUCCAUGACACUUCUCUCGGUCCAGCCCAGGACGGUGUGCUACAGCGUGUCAUCGAAUACACAAACAACACGAUCGUCGGAUCAGGAGAUCUGGAUAUGAUCCUCACCACAAACGGCACCCUCCUCGCCCUACAGAACAUGACGUGGAACGGUGUCCAAGGCUUUCAGGCCUAUCCUUCAAACCUCCUGUAUGCGCCAUACCACCCCGAAUACAACCUGGGCGCACUAGCUGGCGCCGGGUACUUAGGGAAAUGGACGCACGAGCGCGGAUUGACCUUUUACACGUCGCAGCUCGCGGGUCAUGAGCUUCCGGGCUACACGCCUGGUGUGGCGUACAGGAUGUUGGAGAUAUUGUUGGGGAGGGUUAAGGAUUUUAGUAGUACGGAAGAUUUUACGACGCAGACAGGAAAUUUUACGGGGAAUGGGACGAUUUAUAAAAGGGGGUUGAGGGGUUGAGUAGACCAUGUGGUUGUGUGGUGGUCGAAGUGAGAAGGGGUGAGUACUGG